Messenger RNA from Fusarium verticillioides 7600, 1102 nucleotides. RefSeq lists its product as hypothetical. Bases 121 to 828 code for a protein of 235 amino acids. NCBI's taxonomy places the organism in Eukaryota, Fungi, Ascomycota, Sordariomycetes, Hypocreales, Nectriaceae. The transcript is spliced from 2 exons. The record is from RefSeq and is a predicted model, not a curated record.
CAGCAACUGAUUUCAGCCAAACAACCAAGAACCAUCAACUCAAUAAGUCUAUUGAAUCUGAAAGCAGACAAAUUUCAUCUAGAAUCUCGUGCCCGCAAAGUAUUUCUGUUGAUCUCUAUCAUGAAGCUUAUCGUCGUUGGCGCUACAGGCUACAUCGGCGCCGGGAUCCUUCGUCAAGCCCUUGCACGCUCAGACGUCACCAGCGUUGUCGCUGUGACCCGCCGGCCUCUCCAACAAACCGCCACGAAACUCCAAAACGUCAUUGUGCCGGAUUAUGGUACAUACUCAUCCGCGGCAAAGGAGGCUUUUGCCGGCGCAGGCGCAUGUAUCUGGACAGUGGGCGUGACACCCUCUCACGCCUUUCGAAUGGAUCCUGAAGAGGUGCGCAAGGUUUGUCAGGAUUAUACCAUGCUCGGCCUUGAAGCAAUGCGCUCGUCCGGACUUGCACGACCGUUUCGAGUAGCGUAUCUCAGCGCGGUGGCAGUUCCGCGGGAUAUCAACAAGACUAUGUGGUUUGCUCCCAAGUUUAGACGAAUACGGGGCACAGCAGAAAACCAAGUUGUAGAAUUUGCAAAGGCCAGCGAUGGUGCGGUUGAAGCGGUAAUAGCUAAGCCCGGGCCUGUCCCUGUCCAGGGUGGUAUGUUCGUUACUGCCCUGGCAGCUGCCUCUCGAGCUUUGGGUACUGGCGUCACUGAAGCCGUAGUUUUGGAUGAUCUGGCUAUUGCUCUGAUUGACCAGGUUGUUCACGGAAUUGAAAAAGACCCGCUGUGGCCAGCAGACUUGAACCGCUUGGCGCAACAAGUUAAGGAUAAGAAGGGUCUUAAGUAAGGAGUUCGAUUGGUAUGGUGGAGUGCAUACCAAAUGUCUAUAAUAUUUUGGCAAGAGCCGCAUGACUAUUUGUACUUUAUCUGAAGCUCUUUGGCAGCCUCAAGUGCUUGCUUUGCCUGCUCUGUAUACUUCUUCUGGUUUGCUUGUUGCAUGCUGAAUGUUUGCUGGAACUUCUCUACCAUGAACGGCUUCAGGACUGUCUUCUUUGCCGUAGUGUAGUCAUAGAUGGCAGUGUCGUCAAUACAUCGUGCUGCCAAGCGGCGGUAUUGUUCUG